This is a messenger RNA of Phytophthora infestans T30-4, 2919 nucleotides long. RefSeq names its product 5'-3' exoribonuclease, putative. Gene Ontology annotation, cellular component: nucleus. Gene Ontology annotation, molecular function: RNA binding; 5'-3' RNA exonuclease activity. Gene Ontology annotation, biological process: nuclear-transcribed mRNA catabolic process. The transcript has 2 exons. The record is from RefSeq and is a predicted model, not a curated record. Lineage: Eukaryota; Oomycota; Peronosporomycetes; Peronosporales; Peronosporaceae. The coding region runs from base 1 to 2919 and encodes 972 amino acids.
AUGGGUGUGCCUGCCUUCUACCGCUGGGUGCAGGAGAAGUAUCCGAAAUGUGUCGUGGACUGCGUGGAGAGUCGCGCCGUGGUGCUUGAGGGAGAGCGUCACUUCGAGCUCACAGACACGACGGGGCCAAGCCCCAAUGGCUUUGAGGUGGACAAUCUGUAUGUCGAUAUGAACGGCCUUAUCCAUCCAUGUGCACACCCGGAGAACGGCGAGGCGCCCAAGACCGAAGAGGAAAUGUACCGCCGCGUCAUGGCCUAUGUGGACCGUCUCGUGGCUGCUGUACGUCCACGUCGUGUGCUGUACUUGGCCAUUGACGGCGUCGCCCCUCGAGCCAAGAUGAACCAACAGCGUGCUCGUCGCUUUCGCUCGGCACAGGAAGCUGAACAGCGCAUGGAAGUAGAGAAAGAGGCGCUUGAAUACAUGAGCGCAUUGGGCCACAAGGUGCCCAGCAAACAGGAGAAACCUUGGGACUCGAACGUCAUCACGCCUGGCACCAAGUUCAUGGCCAAACUGGCCAAACACCUGCGUUUCUACAUCCGUGACCGCGUCAACAAUAACGCUGCAUGGAAGAGUAUCAAGAUCAUUCUAUCCGACGCAGGUGUGCCUGGAGAGGGAGAGCACAAACUCAUGCAAUACAUCCGCGUGCAGCGCUCACAGCCCGGCUACGACCCGAACCAGCACCACGUGCUUCACGGUCUUGAUGCUGAUCUUAUCAUGCUGGGUCUGGCUACCCACGAAGUCAAGUUCUCCAUCCUACGCGAAGAAGUACUCUUUGGUAAGCAGAAAUACGAACGAGAGCGACAAAAAGAGCAGCAGACAGUGCUGGACGCCAAUGGGACUACUUUGAACAAGAGAAAGCGCGGAGAGUUUGGCGAGCACGACGCAGACCUCGUGGCUUCGGAUCUCAAGCCGCUACAGUACCUACAUAUCGCCACACUACGUGAAUACCUUCAGGUCGAGUUUGAGCCGCUGUCCCGUGUGCUACCGUUCGAGUACGACUUUGAGCGAGUGAUCGACGACUUUGUGUUCCUCUGUUUCUUCGUGGGAAACGAUUUCUUGCCGCAUUUGCCGUCGCUGGACAUUCGUGAUGGCGCGCUGGACUUCUUGAUCUUGAUCUACGCCAAACUGCUGCCUGCGAUGGGCGGAUAUAUCACCGAUGGAGGCCACGUGGAUCUCUCGCGUGUUGAUGUGAUCCUCGCUGAAGUUGGACAGGUGGAAGACGUGAUUUUCCAGCGUCGUGCGCUCAAACAGGCCGAGAACGAGAGGAGACGCAAGUCGCACCUGUCGAACGAGAAGAAAGACCAGAUCGCAGCGGCGGCAGCGAAGGAUUCAGCUGUCGAGAUACUGAAGAAGCGUCGUAUUGAUAAGGAUAUCAUCGCUGCAGACAAGAAGUACGGCGGCUUGACCGCAGAAGAAGCCGUCAAAGCACGUGUUAAGGAGAGUGUGGAGAAGAAACUGGAGCAAUAUCGAGAAGAGGUUCAAGAUGUCGUGCGCUUAGGAGAACCUGGCUGGAAGACGCGAUACUACAGUGACAAGCUGAAGGCAGACGAUAUUGAGGUUGGAGGCGGUCGUGAACGCGUCUUCCACGCCUACAUUGAAGGUCUGUGCUGGGUGAUGCGAUAUUACUACACUGGCUGUGCUUCCUGGCAGUGGUUCUACCCGUUCCACUACGCUCCUUUCGCGUCAGAUUUGCGCAACAUCGACCGCUUUGAGAUCAAGUUCGACGAGGGGCUUCCGUUCCAUCCAUUCGAGCAGUUGAUGGGCGUCUUUCCAGCUGGAAGUGGCCACGCUAUCCCCAAGCCGUAUCGGUCGUUGAUGUCCGAUCCUGAGUCGCCCAUUAUUGACUUUUAUCCGACGGAAAUUCCAGUUGAUCCCAACGGCAAGGCGAUGCCGUGGCUGUGGGUGGUUCUACUGCCGUUCAUUGACGAAGAGCGACUUCUGGAAGCCAUGAAGGAGCCGAAUCAGAAGCUGACGGAAGCUGAGAAGAAACGCAAUGCGCGGUUCGGCAAGGAAGUUGUCUUCUUCCACACCAAGUGUCCCGUGACCAAGAACCCACCGACGACUGAGCUUGCUGAGGCGCAAGCUGACCCGAGAAUCUCGCAGUCGUUCAACGGAUCACUUAUCUACAUUGAGUCGCUCUACUUCCCUAUUGGAGGGAUCGUUCCGAGUCCAGAGAAGUCCCAGAGACACUUGGCGGACAUCCCGAACAACCAGUGCUACAGUUUCCAAUACCGCUUGCCGCCCACUCUACCGCAUCUGUCGAAAAUCUUGGACGGCGCUCAAUCUCCCUGUCCCGUACUGAUUACAGACAAUGACAAGCGCAUCACGAUCCCGUUCUUCGGCAAGGCCAACAUCAACAUUGUGGAUCUGGCUGGCGAUGCUUCAAACCACACAAAUGUGCGUCAGAACUACAUGUCGCGUCACAACGGAGGCGGAGGUCGCAAUCAACGCUUUGUGAACAACAAUUUGAACGUGGAUCGCUACGGUGGCCCACCUCAGCAGCAGCAGUACAAUCAGUACAUGGCCAACGGAUACGGCAACUGGGGCUCACAGGAGCCGAGGAAUAAACGCGGUCAGUAUGGCGAUUCCUACAACCAGUACAACGGAGGCCAGUCGUCGUAUGGCCGGCCAAGCUCGGACUACCGCGGAGGCUACAAUGGUAAUGGCGGGCGUGGAUACCAAGGCGGUUUUGGUGGACGAGGAGGACGUGGAGCUCCGAUCCAGUCAGCGUUCGGAGGUAGCUUGCAGCAGGCUCAAGCGUACCCAUCGAACCAUAUCGGUGGCUCUGCUGCCCCCGCUGCGCCUCCCGCUCCGGCACCGAGAGGUCUGGAGGCUCUGAAGGCUGGACUGCGCAGCAUGCACCAGCAGCGCCAGAAUAACGCCCCGCCUGGAGGCAAUCCCAGUCGCUACGAUCGCUAA